AUGAAAUGCAAUAUUCGAGAACUUGCUCUUUUGAGCGACAAACCUUGCGUGUUUGAAGGAAGACUAAAUUAUAAGAAAAUAUCAAAUGGAAGCUAUCGCAAUCAAGCAGUUUUCAAAGAAAGAUGGUUUCGACUUAUUAACAACUAUUUAUUUUAUUUUAAAAUCAGUGAAAUGGGAAAGUUUGAUACCAAAAAUCCAGCUGGAAUGUUUGUAAUGGAAAACUCCUCGAUACAAAUGGAACAUGAUCAAAGCAUAUCUUUCUCAUUUUCCUUAUCUUUUAUAGAUGAACCUGAAAAAAGGCAUAUUUUUGCUGCACGUAGUGAAGAUAAUGUAGUACAAUGGGUUAUGAGACUUCGCCAAUGUUCUUAUGAGUAUUUACGAAGUCAACUACAUACAUUGCAAUCUAAAAUAUAUUCAAUCACUGGAAAGGAUCCUCUAUUAUUGGUGCCAAGAAAUGAUGGAGCCUGUUUAUGGGCCCCAGCUGUGCCUUUCUCAACAGUUCCAGCUUGUACAUCAAAUACUUCUUCAUUUAGUUGCCACUUACAUACUAAUAGUGCUUUUACACUGGAAAGAAGUAAAUCUGAUGUACAAGCAUAUAAAAAUCUACAAGCUGAAUACUGUAAUAAAACAACAUUUUAUAUCAAUGAUUACUCUGAAAAGAGAGAAACUAAGCUUGAAAGCCCAAGUUAUACAUUAGAAAAAAGUAAAACAUCUGCAAUCUUGACUGCAAGUUUAAAUCCAAUAGACAUUUCUAUAUUUGAUAACCGGCCACAGUUCUCUAGAGCUGCACCAAGUCCUCCUGUUAGAAAGAAACUAUCACCAGGAUCUAGGCAUGCUGAACUUAGUAAUGAUCUUAGAGCAUUUACAAAUGAAGGAAAAAAUUUAGGACAAUUGGGUAUUAUGGAUGCAACACCAGUGCCUCCUAAAAGAAAAAUAUCACCUAGGCCUAAUGAUAGUAAUGGAGAUCUUAAGAAUAUUGUUAACUCUAGUAACAACUCCUUAAAAGACAAUACAAGUGAUGAUCUUAUUAAAUUU
Messenger RNA from Brenthis ino (lesser marbled fritillary), 1035 nucleotides. The record is from the annotation of a GenBank genome assembly. Lineage: Eukaryota; Metazoa; Arthropoda; Insecta; Lepidoptera; Nymphalidae.